AUGCUUCCUGCACCGCCGAUGCAUCCUGGUACCGUGCCAGGACCACAAGCUUUCAACAGCUUAUCCAACAUACCUGGACAAGAAGCCAACGGACACAACGAUGGCCACGCCCGCCGAUUUGUACCAAACCAUAGACGUUCUUUUCCGAUCAGAAUAUCGCAGUCGUCGCAACAGGCUGCCAUGCCAACUGCUCAUCUCGGUUCAUUUACGACCGAGCACAACCUUCGCAGAAAGACGCCGGGCGGAACGGUCGAGGCGGGAUACGAUGGUUCGCCGAUUCAGCCAUUCCCGGGACCACCACCAUUGAAACAGAUGAUACUCCCCAUAUCAGCUGGCUUAACAUCCUACUUUCCACCGGACCCUUUGCUGGGAUCUAUACAACCGCCGCACAUCCAAUUCAAUGUGCUCGGUAGCAGCUAUAGUCACGGCUCUCACCCCCCAGCAAACCUUCAGCCUGGUGCCUGGGCCUACAGUGACGCAACACCCAAUGGGUUUGACCUUUCGACGGUUCUGAACAGUGGUUCACGCUUGCUGAAUACCAGCAAUGUCCAAGCCAUGGGUCAGCCUUCAGAUCUUUACCAGCCAGUCAUUCGAGCGAAUGAGCACAACCUCCGUGCCUUCUGCCCGCCUCCAGCUCCAACCAGUGGUUCAUUGCUAUUUGGUCAUAUGGGCUGGCAGCCGGGAUCUUCGCCAUGGGACCAUAGCAACUAUGACAAAAACCCGGGCCUUGGUAUUCCAUACACGGCACCAGAUAUAAACCAUACCGGAUAUGGUCAACAUGGCAGCGUCGUAUCCCAGCACUCACAAUUAUACGGCAAGUAUCAAGGGCUAGAUAGAGGGACAAGAUAUUCUGGACACAGUCCACGGUGGGGGUUUCAAACAUACCAAGGUCCUCGCUCAAGGACUGAUGGCCAAAGGGUGACUUCGAUCGGAGAGUCACAUCUUCGGGACAAAGCCUUACAGCAAUCCUAUCAAAGCUAUGUGGAACUGCUUUCAUAUUUGCAAGCCAGUGGCAAAACGAGCCCAACCAGAAGUAGCCCUGGCUCCUUCAGUUCUUGCAAACUCCCGGCGUAUCCCAAACCACCGAAGCUACAGAGCCUUAGAAUGGUCAAAAGCGCCAAUCUCGCGGGCCCCAACGCGACAUCUGCUAAUAGUAUGAGUCAAGGCUCGGCCGAGCAUGGUGGACGGUGUACUCUGGAUAGCGGCCGGUCCUUACACAGGCACGCUCCCUAUAGCCAACCAACCCCUAAUGGUAACAACGUAUACUCUUUGGAACAAAAAUUUGUCUCGGCAAACCCGAGUAUCUCAGCACCUUCAUUUAGCAACAUAACAACCGCAGUCCAUCCAUUACCGGUAUCCAAUGCUCUGACAUCUCUAGACAUUCUUAAUAAUCUCUGCGAACAAACCAAGUGGCAAUGGAUCGAAGGUAUGCUUGUCGGAGGUUGCCUUCUAUACUGCCUAGAGCGGUAUGAUGACGCGUUAAAAUGGUUCUCAGCAAUAAUUAAGCUGGAUUCCGGUCAAGUUGAGGCCACUACACAUCUUGGCGCAGCUCUGUACUGUCUUGGCCGCCAGGAUGAAGCUGAGCAGAACUGGCUUCGGGCGGUAAAGCUAGAACCAAGCUAUUUAGAUGCAACGGAACAUCUAGUAGGGUACUUGUACAAAAACCGGAGCGGGGAAGCUAUCGAAGUUAUAGCAUAUGUCCAGAAAGCUUUAGGCCCCGUUAUCGCCAGUACGAGCUCUACCCAAUCAAAGGCGCCACUGCCUAUCCUAGGAAGUGGAAAUGAACUAGUUGUACCAGGCUCCCAGUCUCAAUUUCUGAACGGGGGCGGCAGUAGCAAUACCCCUGGAUUCGGAUCCAGUGGUUACUUGCUGUCUGGUAUAGAUAACGGCAGAAUGCUGGCCCUAGUUCAUGCAAAAGGAACAUUGCUCUAUAGCCAAAAGGACACCGAGCGUGCGUCGGAAGCCUUCCAGGAAGCUGUUUUGAUCAGCCUUGGACGACAAGUUACAGGGAUCCAGGAACUUAUUCGUCGUAUCCAAGUCGCGCUCUCACCAAGAACAUGCCAAAAUGCUUCUAGCAAAAAGUCACAAUCUCUGCAGCCGUUGAUGUUGUCUCCAGAAAAAGCCCGGCAUACCGCCCAUCUUGUUUUUGGUGGCACCGGUGAACUACCUGGUCUCCAAUUUCUCCGAAACGGGCCAUCUAAGCGUGCUGCUGUGCAAACGACAAGCAACUCAUUGCUAUCGCUGGCUAAAAUCUUGCAAGACGCCAUGUCUAGUGGCAAAGUGGAUUUUGGCCUCUUUCGUGGCUCAUCGCAAGUCGGCGAUAUACUUGCUCUAUACUAUCUUUCUUUGUCGCUUCAAGAGAGUCCAUCUACAGCCAAUAAUGUUGGCAUUCUUCUCGCUGGAGUCCAACAAGGCAUUGCCGCAUUCUCAAACACAGCUGGCAGAACAAUGCCGCAAACUAGUAUACCUGGUAUUGCCCCUGGAAGUGGCCUUGCCCUAGCACUUGCGUAUUAUAAUUAUGGUCUUAAACUCGAUCCGAACCAUGUUCAUCUUUAUACAAAUCUUGGCAGCUUGCUGAAGGAUGUUGGCCAACUGGACUUCGCAAUAGGAAUGUACGAACGCGCAGUAUCCUGUGACGGGACGUUUGACAUUGCUCUCACGAAUCUUGCCAAUGCUGUCAAAGACAAGGGCCGGAUAAACGAUGCCAUUCACUACUAUCGACGCGCAGUAAACGCGAAUCCUGGGUUCGCGGAGGCUGUUUGCGGGCUUUUUACGGCCCUUAAUUCCGUGUGCAACUGGCGUGGCCGUGGCGGUGUGUUUCUAGAAUCUGGGAAGUACGACCGGUGGCAUGUCAAUAGUGAGGGAAUGCUCGUUGACGCUCAAACUAGUGGGUGCAGCAGCGGUCUCACUAGGCGCGUCGUCGAUAUCGUGAGCCAACAACUCAAGGAUGCAUCUCACUGGGGCCAAGGGAUGUUGCGGGAAUCCGCUAUAUGUGAUUUAGCAAAGCAACUGCAACAUCUUUGCAAAGACCCAUCGUUUCAACUAGAGGAAGCCCUUCGCCGAUGGGCUGAUCAGCCAUGGGAAGGAUCUCGACUUUUGCGACUGAUAGAGCGUGCCACACGAGUGUUACUGAGGAAAAGUUACAGGGAUCGAUAUCUAUGUGGCCAAACUAACAAAUUGUCAUACGACAGACCGAAACUGUCGCAAAAUCUUAGUGUUCCAUCAGCACCUACAGUGCUUCCAUUUCAUACCUUCACGUGUCCCUUAACAGCUAGACACAUAAGAGCAAUUGCUCAACGAAAUGCUCUUCGUAUAUCGAGCUCGACACUUCGAUCACCCUGGAUACCUUCCACAAUGUACCCUCCUCCUUCCCCUCCGAACCCACAUUUGAAUGUGGGUUAUAUAUCCUCAGAUUUCAAUAACCAUCCGUUGGCUCAUUUGAUGCAAUCCGCCUUCGGGUUUCACAACCCGGAUCGAGUCCAGGCUAUUUGCUAUGCCACCACACCAAGUGAUGGGUCUGUCCAUCGCCAGCAGAUUGAGAACGAGGCACCGGUGUUUAGAGAUGUCAGCAACUGGCCACCAGAUAAAUUGGUUGAACAGAUUACAAGGGACAAUAUUCACAUACUGGUGAAUCUGAACGGCUACACCAGGGGUGCAAGGAAUGAAAUCUUUGCAGCCAGGCCGGCACCUAUUCAAAUGUCGUUUAUGGGAUUUGCUGGCACAUUAGGUGCUGAGUGGUGCGACUAUAUACUAGCUGACACAACCGCAGUCCCGUCAACCACUCUUCGCCCUUGGAGAGAUAAUGUGUCAAUCGAAGAUGUGUUCUGUGAUAACAAUGAAGACACCACAGGCGACUGGGUGUAUUCGGAAAAUGUUAUCUUUUGCCGGGACACUUUCUUCUGCUGCGAUCAUGCACAGUCAUGCGCAAUUGACGAGAAAGAAACUGAGUGGGCUGAGGUGGAAAGGCGGAGGUGGAAGAUGAGAAAGGAGUUGUUUCCCAGGCUGGGAAACGAUGCUAUCAUACUCGGCAACUUCAAUCAGCUCUACAAGAUUGACCCGACCAUUUUUCGGGCUUGGCUACGCAUUCUGGCUCGGGUCCCACGAGCGGUUUUAUGGCUUCUUCGGUUUCCUGAACCCGGUGAGAGCAACCUCCGGGCUACAGCUAAAGCGUGGGCCGGACCUGAAGUAGCAGACCGGAUAAUUUUCACAGAUGUGGCCCCAAAAAGUCAACACAUUUCGCGGGCCACUGUUUGCGAUAUGUUUCUGGAUACCCCGGAAUGCAAUGCCCACACCACAGCUGCAGAUGUCCUGUGGUCCAGCACCCCACUACUUACUCUUCCCCGAUAUCCUUACAAAAUGUGCUCACGGAUGGCUGCGUCUAUUUUACGUGGUGCGCUUCCUCGAUCUUUGGAAGGCCAACAAGCAGCCGAGGAACUGAUUACAGACACUGAGGCAGGAUAUGAGCAGCGAGCGGCUGAUUUGGCGAAUAGCCUUGAAUACACAAUGACUAGUGGCGGCUACGGACAAAGCAGUGGCCGUCUGGCGGACAUACGGAAGCUUUUGUGGGAUAGCAAAUGGCACUGUGGCCUAUUUAAUACCCGAAGAUGGGUGGAAGACCUAGAGACAGCAUACGAGGAGGCAUGGAAAAGGUGGGUUAAUGGUGCUGGUGGUGACAUUUACCUCUGA
This is a messenger RNA of Metarhizium brunneum ARSEF 3297, 4686 nucleotides long. It is a transcript of the gene Ogt, whose product is annotated as UDP-N-acetylglucosamine--peptide N-acetylglucosaminyltransferase subunit. Gene Ontology annotation, biological process: protein O-linked glycosylation. Lineage: Eukaryota; Fungi; Ascomycota; Sordariomycetes; Hypocreales; Clavicipitaceae. The record is from RefSeq and is a predicted model, not a curated record. Gene Ontology annotation, molecular function: protein binding; glycosyltransferase activity.